Molecule: messenger RNA, 891 nt
Organism: Coniosporium apollinis CBS 100218
Lineage: Eukaryota; Fungi; Ascomycota; Dothideomycetes
Exons: 1
Coding region: 1-891 (296 amino acids)
Biological process (GO): positive regulation of transcription by RNA polymerase II
Cellular component (GO): nucleus
Molecular function (GO): transcription cis-regulatory region binding; DNA-binding transcription factor activity
Source: RefSeq, a predicted model, not a curated record
AUGGUAGCGUUUGAUUGGGACCGGAAUGGCUGGCGCUGGUUCAUCCUCCCACUGGCAGAAAGCAACGACGUAGUAAGAGACGCCGUUCUCGCAAUAUCGGCAAGCCAUCUGGCCCAGAAGUCUCCAGGGAUUGCACCCAGAGCCAAGAUUCUGAGAGGCGCUGCUAUCCAGAGCGUCAUCCUACGCUCACGCAACCUAUACCAAAAUAGCGCGCCAGAUCCGCCGUUGAUAGCCGCUCUGGUGCUACUUGUGCUCGACGACAUGGUGUCCGGCGGAGAUGAGUUUUCCUUUAUCUUCAAGAUGCUAAGAUGCUUGCUGCAGAUGCUCGGAGGCGAAGACGCGUUGAGUACCUCCGAGUUUGGGGUUUUUCUCCUGGAACACUACAGAUAUAUUGAAUUCAUGUCCCUGCCUACGCUCACAGAAACCGAAGCGGUAGCAGCCAUCACUACAAGGCUCCCCCGUUACCUCGAUUUCCUCGUCAAUUCAUUCUUGGGUGAUAAAGCGGACCCUCUCUGCCCUUCGGUGGCGACGAUGUUGAUUGAUUGUUUCUCACAAGCCUCCAGUAUCUAUGUCUACCGUGCUCUCAGCGGACCUUCAGCGCCUUUGAGCGGACCAGCCGUCGAAGAUUUGAAAGCAACCGUGGAAGCCAUCCCACCCGGCAGCGCAGGCGAACACGUGCUUGCCUGGGUCUUCUUUGUCGGUGCUGCAGAGAGCUCGAGCGCUGAACAUCGACAAUUUUUCAAGAAAAGACUGAAAGGUCUCUAUGACCACGGAUGUUCCGGCUUCGGGAAUAUCUGGCCAGCCUUGGUCCUGCUGGAGAAGAUGUGGCAAAGGAGCGAUCAGAGCUGGACUUCGAUGUUGGCAGAAGAUUCCCACGUGCUCAUUGCUUGA